Messenger RNA from Cuscuta campestris, 1151 nucleotides. The record is from the annotation of a GenBank genome assembly. Lineage: Eukaryota; Viridiplantae; Streptophyta; Magnoliopsida; Solanales; Convolvulaceae.
CGUAGGUGAUCAGAUAGAUGAACCUAGAGCCGAUCCCAGAGGGCAUUGAGGAGGAGAUGUACGAUGGCGUGGCUGUCUCUUUAAUCUGUUGAUUAUGCUUUAUUUAAUUAACUUUAAUGCUUAUUACGUUUUCGGGCAAGAUCCCAAGUUGUUUGACUUUAAAAAGGCUUCCGCAUUAUUUUAAAUUACUCCGAUGGAUUUUUAUAUGUAUUGAUAGAACGUUUGUUUAAAAUUGUUUUGAAAAUGUUGUAUNAGCUUGGCAUCACCGAGCUCAUCCGCCAUGCCUCGGGCCGCCCCACCAUCCACUCCGCUAACCCCGAUGGCCGUCUUCUUCUCUACAUCGUCUCCCGGAUCAUCAAACCCAGGAAGCACGGCCACACCAUCAUGUCCGGUGAAGAUCUCAAGCUCAUCCAUGCGAUCAUGCACUCGGCCCCAAUCAAUUGGGCAAAGUUUGUCAUGAUCAACAUGACGAUUGCUGCGUCCACCGACCACGACCACCUCCUCCCGUACCCGUUCGUGGUGAUGGACAUCCUUGAACGGUUCAAGGUGACCACCACCGUUAGCCCACUCACAAAGGCCACGAAGAUUUGGGCGGUCAGCACCCAAACCUUCAAGAAGCGGUCGGACAACGCCGGACCUGCCACUGCCGUGCACCGGCGCCGUUCUGCUGCUGGCCCAGCCGAAGCCCAGGCACGGGCCAACCUUGCCUCCAUCGCCGACUCCCUCAAUCGGCUUCACUUCAAAGUUGACGGGAUGGAUGGCUACCUUGAGCGGCUCGACGAGGCUGUUCAACGCCAAGGGCACGCCAUGAACGCAUACUUCCAACGCGUUAUCUACGUCCCCCCACCGUACCAUGGCACGUUCUUUGGGCAAGUGUACGGUGACGAGGACGAAGAGGAUGGCUCCUACGCCCCGUCAAACUCCCCGGACGAGGACGAGUUCGACGACACUGUUGACGGUGAUGAGAUGGACGUCGGCGACGAGGAGGAAACCGAAGACGAAGACUAGGCCGCCCCUAGAAUUUCUAUCUCUUUUGUUUUAAUUAUCCUGUCUCUUAAUGCUUCCGUUGUACUCCGCUAUUUCCAAUCUUCAAUAAAUAAAAAUAAUCUUUUUGUUAAUGUCAAAAGGGGGAAGAAAAGGGAUAUGCAUAU